Yarrowia lipolytica CLIB122 is the source of this 1926-nucleotide messenger RNA. RefSeq lists its product as uncharacterized. Gene Ontology annotation, molecular function: GTPase activity; RNA binding; GTP binding. Gene Ontology annotation, cellular component: nucleolus. NCBI's taxonomy places the organism in Eukaryota, Fungi, Ascomycota, Dipodascomycetes, Dipodascales. The record is from RefSeq and is a predicted model, not a curated record. Gene Ontology annotation, biological process: ribosomal large subunit biogenesis.
AUGCAACUAACGUGGAAAGAUAUUCCGACGAUUCCGAACCAGAGCGAGUUUCUGGACAUUGUGCUGAACCGGACGCAGCGAAAGACGCCCACGGUGAUUCGAGCCGGGUUCAAAAUCUCGCGAAUCCGGGCGUUUUACAUGCGAAAAGUGCGAUUCACAGCGGACGGAUUUGUGGAGAAGCUCAACGAGAUUGUCACGUCGUUCCCCAACAUUAACGAAAUCCACCCGUUCCAUCGAGACCUGCUCGAUACCCUGUACGAGAAGAACCACUACAAGGUGUCUCUGGCAUCCCUGUCCCGAGCCAAGUCGCUCAUCGAUCAGGUGUCACGUGAUUACGUGCGUCUGCUCAAGUUUGGUCAGUCUCUUUUCCAGUGCAAGCAGCUCAAGCGGGCUGCUCUUGGUCGUAUGGCCACCAUUAUGAAGCGGCUUAAGGACCCUCUUGUCUAUCUUGAGCAAGUUCGGCAGCAUCUUGGUCGAUUGCCCUCCAUCGAUCCCAACACUCGAACCCUGCUCAUCUGUGGCUAUCCCAAUGUUGGCAAGUCUUCGUUCCUCAAGUCUGUGACUCGAGCCGAGGUCGAGGUCCAGCCCUAUGCGUUUACCACCAAGUCUCUGUAUGUCGGUCAUUUCGACUACAAGUAUCUGCGGUUCCAGGCGAUUGACACUCCCGGUAUUCUGGACCGUCCCACCGAGGAGAUGAACAACAUUGAAAUGCAGUCCAUCUACGCCAUUGCCCACAUUCGGUCGUGUGUGCUGUAUUUCAUGGACGUUUCCGAGCAGUGUGGCUUUUCUGUGGCCGAGCAGGUCAAGCUGUUCCAUUCCAUCAAGCCGCUGUUUGCCAACAAGCAGGUGAUUGUGGUCAUCAACAAGAUUGACGUCAAGCGACCGGAGGAUCUGGAUGAGGAGAACCAGGAGCUUCUCAAGGGCAUUGCUGCCCAGCCCGACGUGGAGAUUAUGCAGCUGUCGUGCCAUGCCGAGGAGGGUCUUAUGGAGGUGCGAAACCGGGCGUGCGAGAAGCUGUUGGCGGCUCGAGUGGAGCAGAAGCUGCGUCAUGUCAAGGGUGGCGCCUCUUCCGAUCUGCUCAACCAGGUCCAUAUUGCCCAGCCCGUCAAGCGAGACGACAUUGAGCGGCCCUCGGCUGUGCCUGAGGCGGUCCAGUUCCUGCAAAAGUACGACAAGAACGACCCCAACAGACGAAAGCUGAUGCGGGACAUUCAGGACGAAAAUGGAGGCGCUGGAGUCUUUUCCAUUGACAUGUCCAAGGAUUAUCUGCUGGAGGACGAGGCCUGGAAGAAGGACAUUAUGCCCGAGCUGCUCAACGGCCGAAAUGUCUACGAUUUCAUCGACCCCGAUAUCGCCUCGAAGCUCCAGGCGCUGGAGGACGAGGAGGAGAAACUCGAGCAGGAGGGCUUCUACGACUCGGAGGAGGAAAUUGAGGACGACGAGGCCGAGGAUAUCCACGAGCAGGCCCAGUGGCUGCGAAACAAGAUCAAAAUGAUGCGAAACACGGCCCGGUCCAAGAAGUCACUCAAAAACAAGGCCGCCAUCCCCAGAACAAAGACCAAAAAGUCGCUGGGAGACAUGGAGGAGCAUCUGGAGCGAGUGGGCUUCGAUUCGUCUAAGGUGGUGGACCGAGCCAACGCCCUGGCCGAAGCCAAGGCCUCCGACGACGUGUCGGGCCACCAGACCUUCCUCAACGAGGCCGUCUCCACCCAGGAAAUGUCCCUCAUGCCCCUGGGCCAGUCCAACCGACGAGACGAUGGUAUUGUCACCACCGUGCGAUCCAAGGCCGACCGAAUGGCCAAGCACUCCCAGCGAAAGGGUAACAUGAAGGCCCGACGAGGAGAGGCCGAUCGACAUAUUGCCGAGACCAAGCCCAAGCAUUUGUUUUCCGGAAAGAGAACUGUUGGAUCGAAUGAUUGGAGAUAG